AUGAGACAGUUAUCGCGUUUACAGCUCGGAGAAGAUGAAAAAUUACACGAAUAUUUUAUACGUUCUCAAGAGCUUAUGUCUAGACUAUCUGAAGCUGGUGAGAAAAUAUCAGAAACACUGUUUAAUGCAUUAAUUAUUAAUGGUCUUCCAGACAAAUACGAACAUUCUGUUGUACAAGAAAGUUUUAAUCCAGCGUCGACAUUUACUGAACUAAGAACCCGACUGCAAAAUUAUGAAGACAGUCGAAUACAAAGAAAUCAAACGGAAGAUAACUCGUCAGUGGCAAUGCAUUCUUCAAAUAGACAAGCUAGAAAUAAGAGUUCGACACCACAGACGAAAAAUUGCUAUGUUUGUGGAAAUUCAGGACAUUUCGCAAAACAAUGUAAUAAAAGGAGCUCAGCAACAUGUUCCAUAUGCAAGAAAAGAGGUCACUUGGUAAAAGCUUGUAGAAGUGCUGGGAAAACAGAAACAUCUCAAGGAAAAGAACCACCUGCAGUCUCAUCUUAUUCCAAUUGUUUCGUAAGUCCUUUGCAAGAAGAAAACAAUGGCUCAGAAUAUUCAAAUUAUUUAAUCGUGGACACUGGUUGUACAGAUCACAUCAUAAAUCGGAAUAAGGUAUUUGAAAAUCUACGUCCUUGUAAUGAAAAGAGUGUUAGAGAUCACAAAGGAAACCUCACACCUGUUGAAGGAAUUGGCGACGUGCCAAUAACGGUCCAGUUAAAGGAUGGAAAGAUGGCAGAAAUGGUCCUAAGAAAUGUUCUUUAUGUACCAAGCUAUGAGGUAAACCUCCUUUCAGUCAAUACAGCCGUUAGUUUUGGCCAUAGAUUCAUAUUUCACGAGAGUAAAGCAAGAAUGGUGUUGAAUGAUGGUCAUGAAAUUAACUUAAAGGAAGACACUGGUCUGUUCUUCCUAAAAGUCACCUUUCGAAACCUAAUCGACCCAGUCACUUGCAACACGAGCAAAGGAGAUAACAAAGGAGAUAUCGGUUUAUGGCACAAACGUCUGGGACAUCUCAUCAAAGUUGAUGUAGAGCGUACGAUUGGAUGUAAGAAUAACUCGAAAGACGUAUGCGAAACAUGUGCAAUGGGAAAACAAGCAAGCAAACCAGUACCAAAAGAAGUACAAACCCAAGCUCAGAAAGCUCUCGAACUUGUUUAUUCAGACAUUCUCGGUCCUUUCGAAGUAGCUAGUCUAAAUGGGUCAAAAUAUGCAGUUACCUUCAUAGAUGAAUAUACGAAGUAUUCAGUUGUAAAGUAUAUGAGUAACAAGUCCCAAGUUCUUUAUAAAUUCAAAGAAUAGGUGGCGGAAGCAGGAACACCCCAAAGAUUACGGACAGAUAAUGGGGCAGAGUAUACAGCCAAGCAAUUUAAAGAUUAUUGCAGAGAUUCAAAGAUAAAACAAGAAUUCACAGUUCCUGAAACACCACAGCAAAAUGGAGUCGCAGAACGGUUUAAUCAAACUUUAGUAGAAAUGGGACGGUGUUCACUCAUUGAAGCAAAACUACCAAAGAGUUACUGGGUAAAAGCUUUAGCUACCGCAGUCCACUGUGAAGAAGUGUCUUUUGGAGUAUGUAAUUUAAGUACCUUUUGGCGUAUGUGA
This is a messenger RNA of Paramuricea clavata, 1599 nucleotides long. The record is from the annotation of a GenBank genome assembly. Lineage: Eukaryota; Metazoa; Cnidaria; Anthozoa; Malacalcyonacea; Plexauridae.